Molecule: messenger RNA, 1721 nt
Organism: Trichechus manatus latirostris (Florida manatee)
Lineage: Eukaryota; Metazoa; Chordata; Mammalia; Sirenia; Trichechidae
Gene: ADAP2
Product: ArfGAP with dual PH domains 2
Exons: 8
Coding region: 85-1182 (365 amino acids)
Biological process (GO): positive regulation of GTPase activity; heart development
Cellular component (GO): cytoplasm; plasma membrane; intracellular membrane-bounded organelle
Molecular function (GO): phosphatidylinositol bisphosphate binding; phosphatidylinositol-3,4,5-trisphosphate binding; GTPase activator activity
Source: RefSeq, a predicted model, not a curated record
CUACCCGGGCGAGCGCACCGGCCAUGGGCGGCCGCGGGCCAGGGGGCUGCUGGGCUGAGCCCCGCUGAGCCCGCCGGGCCGGCCAUGAGCGACCGAGAGCGCAACAAGAAGCGGCUGCUGGAGCUGCUGCAGACGGCGGGCACCGGCAACGCGCACUGCGCCGACUGCGGGGCGCCGGAUCCCGACUGGGCCUCUUACAAGCUGGGAAUCUUCAUUUGUCUGAACUGCUCUGGCAUUCACCGCAACUUCCCAGACAUCAGCAAAGUUAAAUCCGUGAGACUUGACUUCUGGGAGGACAGCACUGUGGAGUUUAUGACCCGCAAUGGGAACCUCCGUGUGAAGGCCAAGUAUGAAGCCAGAGUCCCUGCUUUCUACUAUAUCCCUCAGGCCAAUGACUGUUUGGUCUUAAAGGAACAAUGGAUUCGAGCUAAGUAUGAGAGACAGGAGUUUAUGGCUGAUGGGAAAACCAUCCCACCCCCAGGUAACCGAGAAGGGUUCCUGUGGAAGCGGGGAAGGGACAACGCGCAGUUCCUGAGAAGGAGGUUUGUCCUCCUGUCGAAAGAAGGUCUCCUGAAGUACUACACUAAAGAAGAGGGUAAAUAUCCCAAAGCUGUCAUCAGCAUCAAGGACUUGAAUGCCACCUUCCAGACAGAAAAGAUAGGGAACCCCCACGGGCUGCAGAUCACCUACAGGAAAGAGGGUCACACCAGGAACCUGUUUGUGUAUCAUGAGAGUGGGAAGGAGAUAGUGGACUGGUUCAAUGCCCUCCGUGCAGCCCGUCUGCAAUACCUAAAACUGACCUUUCCUGAGCUUCCGGAAUCUGAGCUACAUCAACAGAGAGUGGCCGCAGCAGGUGACCCAUGGACUGAAGAGCUGGCUCCCCACUCGGAGCACCUGGUGGCAAGGAGAAGUUCUCACCUCGGCUCUGCUGCCCUGCAGGAGUGCCCUGCAGUCGGCAGCCAUCCCUGGAGUGAUUUCUUCAAGACUGAAGCUGUGGCCUCUACCCGCUGGCUCCCUGGGCCCAGCCCUGGGGUCUCUGUGAUUCUGGUACAUAGGCGGACACAUAUGCACUCUCCUGCCUUAUCUAGGUCUGAAAUGUCCCCGGAGUCUGGGCCCAGGACUUCCUCACAUAUAAAAUGGAGGCAUCGCCAUGAAAACACACCCACUGCAUCACCCAAGUAGCAUUCUUGCCAAAAUAUAUUUAUUCUAAAUUUAGUUAGAAAUAAUCAGACAAACUCAAAUUGAGGAACAUUGUGCAAAACAACUCUCCUGGACCCUUAAAAAAUGUCAGCAUUAUGAAAAAUAAAGUCGCCUGGGAACUGUUCUAGAUCGAAGGAGGCUAAGGUGACAUGGCAACCAAAUGCAAUUCAUGAUCCUUGAUUGAAUCUUGGAUUUAAAAUAUGUAACUAGGAUAAUUGGGGAUAUUUGAAUGUGGAUGUACGUUAACUAAUAGUAUUGUAAGAUUGUGAUAAUUAUGCUGUAUUUGUGUAGGAGAAUGGUCUUGCUCUUAGGAGAUAUAUGUUGAAGUAUUUAGGGACAAAACUUAACAAUGUCUACAAUUAACGCUUAAAUGGUUCAGCAAAAAAAAAGUAUAUAUGUCGUAUGUGUAUUAAGUUUAUGUAUGUAUAGAGUAUACAGACACACACACAUACACACAGAGUGAGCAAGAAAGUGCCUAAAACACACACUCCACACACACACACACAGAGCGAGAGAGAGAG